Messenger RNA from Spinacia oleracea (spinach), 2662 nucleotides. Its product is annotated as fimbrin-5. The record is from RefSeq and is a predicted model, not a curated record. Gene Ontology annotation, cellular component: cytoplasm; actin filament bundle; actin filament. NCBI's taxonomy places the organism in Eukaryota, Viridiplantae, Streptophyta, Magnoliopsida, Caryophyllales, Amaranthaceae. Gene Ontology annotation, molecular function: actin filament binding. The transcript has 15 exons. Gene Ontology annotation, biological process: actin filament network formation; actin filament bundle assembly. The coding region runs from base 366 to 2384 and encodes 672 amino acids.
AGAAUUUACGCCACCCACAACCUCACCGUCCACGCAUGAUGGAAAGACGUUCCCAUAAAUCAACAUUGACAAAUAAAUUCAUUCUCAUUUAUCAAUAAUCCAAAUUUUUGUCCAAACUAAACUUGGAAUUAUCAACCAACAAUUUAUAUACUUUUUAUUUAUUUUCCUUUGUCAAGUUGUCAGGCGAAAACAACAGAAUCAUUAAUCUCCAAGGAAGAAUAAAAUGGUGAGCUUUUCUUAAUAGGCCUUAACUUACGUUUCAUCUCUCUCUUUCUUCCAUUUCUAGCAUCACACUUUGGAAAGUUUUGAUGAUUGGAUUGGGAUUGCACCAUAAAGGGUAAAAAGUAAAUACAACAUUUUCAAAGAUGUCUGGGUUUGAGGGUGUAAUUGUUUCUGAUCCCCGGUUGCAAAGUCAAUUUACCCAAGUGGAGCUUCGCAGCCUCAAGUCUAAGUUCUCUGCAUUAAAAUCGCAAUCUGGUCAUGUUACGGUGCUGGAUUUGCCACCGGUUUAUGCAAAACUUAAGGGUAUCAAUGGAAUGUAUACGGAGAAUGAAGUGAGAGCUGCAUUGGAGGAUUCAUAUCCUGACUUGACACACGAGAUUGAUUUCGAAUCUUUCCUAAGGGAAUAUCUUGGUUUUCAAGGCAGAGCUAGUGGGAAAGGUACUGGUUAUAAACGAGCUUCUUCAAUCCUCAGACAAUCAACCACAACCCAUUUCCAUGUCAUUAGUGAAUCAGAGAAGGAAUCAUAUGUUACACAUAUUAACAAUCAUCUGGCGGAGGAUCCUUUUAUGAUAAAAUAUCUACCUAUAGACCCAAAAACAAACCAGCUAUUCGAACUUGUUAAAGAUGGAGUUCUUCUUUGUAAGUUGAUAAAUCUUGCUGUGCCCGGGACGAUAGAUGAAAGAGCAAUAAACACCAAAAAAACGCAAAAUCCUUGGGAGAGAAAUGAGAACCAUACACUUUGUCUUAAUUCUGCAAAGGCUAUAGGCUGCACAGUUGUUAACAUUGGCACACAGGACUUGGUGGAGGGACGACGCCAUCUGGUUAUGGGAUUGAUUUCUCAAAUUAUUAAGAUUCAAUUGUUAGCUGACCUCAAUUUGAAGAAGACGCCUCAACUUGUAGAGUUGGUGGACGACAAUCAGGAUGUGGAGGAGCUCAUGAAUUUGCCUCCAGAUAAGGUCUUGUUGAAAUGGAUGAACUUCCAGCUGAAGAAAUCAGGAUAUAAAAAGGAAGUGACAAAUUUCUCCACUGAUUUGAAGGAUGGAGAAGCUUAUGCUCAUUUACUUAAUGUUCUUGCACCUGAACAUAGUACCAACUCUACUUUGGAAACUAAAGAUCCAACUCAAAGAGCAAAAUUAAUUGUGGAGCAAGCAGGGAAAUUGGAUUGCAGUAGAUAUAUCAGUCCAAAGGAUAUUGUAGAGGGAUCAACCAAUUUGAAUCUUACAUUUGUUGCUCAAAUCUUCCAGCACAGAAAUGGUCUGACUGCUGAGGUUGAUACCGAGAAGAUCUCCCUCACUAAUGUUUUAGAUGAUGACUUGGAAACUUCGAGGGAAGAGAGGUGCUUUCGACUCUGGAUUAAUAGUCUCGGAGUUUCAACAUAUGUCAAUAAUUUGUUUGAGGAUGUUAGACCAGGGUGGGUUCUUUUGGAAGUGCUGGAUAAAGUUUUCCCAGGAUCAGUUAACUGGAGACAUGCCAAUAAACCUCCUAUCAAGAUGCCAUUCAAGAAAGUUGAAAACUGCAAUCAAGUCGUUGAUAUUGGAAAAAGAUUGAACUUCUCUCUAGUUAACGUUGCUGGAAAUGAUAUUGUACAAGGAAAUAAAAAGCUCAUUAUAGCGUUGCUGUGGCAGUUGAUGAGGUUCACAAUGCUCCAACUACUGAAAAAUUUAAGAUCUUUCUCACAAGGGAGAGAGAUAACUGAUGCACAUAUCCUUGAAUGGGCAAACAAAAAGGUCAAGAGUUCCGGGAAAUCUUCUCAAAUAGAUAGCUUUAGGGAUAAAAGUCUAUCUAGUGGGAUAUUUUUCCUGGAACUUCUUAGCGCAGUGGAGCCAAGAGUGGUUGAUUGGACAGUUGUAACCAAAGGCGAAAAUGACGAGGAUAAGAAGCUGAAUGCUUCAUACAUAAUUAGUGUUGCCAGAAAGCUUGGAUGUUCUAUAUUUUUGUUGCCUGAAGAUAUCAUAGAGGUAAACCAGAAGAUGAUACUCACCUUAACAGCAAGCAUCAUGUACUGGAGCCUUCAGAAAAAACCGGGCCAGUUGGCUGUUCUUGAAGAAAGUGAAGAUGCUUCCCCGACCGCUCCUGAAGAUUCAUCUGACCCUGAUGAGGCUUCCCCAUCUGCUGCCCAGGCAUUCCAAUCACAAGAAGAAGACCAGCCAGAGGAGGAUUGAUGUUAAUGCAGCAAAUAUGCCUCAAAUCUUGUUCUUUUAUGGGCGUAGUUGUAAAACAAAACAAAUUAUACAAAAGAAUCAGAAUUCAGAAGGAAAGUGAAUCCAAUUUUGUUAUGGAUAUAGGAAAACGCACUUGUUUUUCACAAUGCUUCUAAACAAUAGAAAAGGAAAGUAGUAUUGCUCGUGUAAAUUUACUUAAAAAGUUUUGAGGAUGAAAUAUACAUAUACCAAAUACAUUGUGGCAACAAUUAUUAUAUUUGAUUAUGUAAACGCACAAA